Molecule: messenger RNA, 1067 nt
Organism: Prinia subflava (tawny-flanked prinia)
Lineage: Eukaryota; Metazoa; Chordata; Aves; Passeriformes; Cisticolidae
Product: ADP-ribosylhydrolase ARH1-like
Exons: 6
Coding region: 26-1060 (344 amino acids)
Source: RefSeq, a predicted model, not a curated record
CUCGGUGGAAAGCUACGAGGCUGCCAUGGUGCUGAGCGGGGUGGGCGACGCGCUGGGCUACCGGGGGGGCCGCUGGGAGUACUGCACCUCGGGCCCCCAGAUCCACGCCGAGCUGGCCCAGCUGGGGGGGCUGGCAGCCAUCAGCCUGGAGCCCCCCGAGUGGCCCGUCAGCGAUGACACCGUCCUGCACCUUGCCACCGCCGAGGGGCUGGCCACAGGCCUGGAGGGGGAACCCCUCCUGCAGGAGCUGGCUCGCCGCUAUGUGGCCGCCAUGGGGGACAUGGAGGGACGCAAGCCCGGACCCAGCAGCAUCCUAGGCACCUCCCAGCUGCGGCCAGGGGAGCCCGAGGGCUAUCGCAUCCCCUUCAACCCCCGCGGCACCGGCUGCGGGGCCGCCAUGCGCAGCCUGGCCAUCGGCCUCAGGUACCCGCACGCCUGGGAGCUGCCGACCCUGAUCCGGGUGAGCAUCGAGAGUGGGCGCAUGACCCACCACCACCCCACUGGGUACCUCGGAGCACUGGCGGUGGCCCUCUUUGGGGCCCUGGGGGCUCGGGGUGAACCCCCAGAGCGCUGGGGAGCUGAGCUGCUGCGAGUCCUGCCCCUGGCAUGGGAAUACGUGGAGGGCACCGGGGUGGCCGUGGAGGACAAUGCUGCUGCCUGGCCAUUCUUUGGGGAGGCGUGGCACCGGUACCUGGACUCCCGCGGGCUCCUGGAAGGGCGCGGCCCGCCGCGGGUGCCGUCCCUGCCAUCCCCGGCCGAGCGGGACACGGAGUACCUCGGCUGGGCACUGGAGGGGUGGCCAGGGCGCAGCGGCCACGACGCGCCCAUGGUGGCCCUGGAGGCGCUGCUGGCAGCUGGCGGCAGCUGGGACGAGCUGUGUGGCAGGGCGGUGCUGCACGGCGGGGACAGCGAUUCCACGGGCACCAUCGCUGCCGGCUGCUGGGGGCUGCGGGGCGGGCUGGCCGCCGUCCCGCCGGGGCUGCACGCCCGCCUGGAGCACCGCGGGCGGCUCAGCGACGCUGCCCGCCGGCUCCACGCCCUGGCAUGGGGGGCACGGUGAGUGACCC